UUGUUUGUUGUUUGUUGUUUGUUGUUUGUUGUGAAUUGUGUUUGUUCUGGCUGUUGAAGAUUGCUGUGUUUUGAAAAGUGCAGAAGUGAGAAUACGGGAGAUAGCUUUGUUUGAAUAUUUCGCGUGGAACUGGAACUGCAAGGUGAAGGUGAUCCCGUUAAUUCACCUACCGGCAGGAAUCCCAGGGCGCAUCAACGCUCGACGGCGCGCCUGAUUCAGUGCUAGAGAAAGCAGAGGAGCGCGGAUAGGAAGAGGCAGUGGUUUGAAGAGGCCGGGAAAUCAGAGAUCGAUCGGGGAUAAUCGGGAUUUCUAUAUGAGCUUGGUCCAGAGAGGUUCUUGACGUCGAUUCAAUUAUUGAGGAUUGCCCUGGUGUACAGAGGGCAUAAUUACUUCAGAUCAGAAGAUUACAGCAAAAGUACAGCAAAAGUACAGCAAAGGUACAGAGGUACAGGAAGAAUAAAUGAAUCUGGGCUCGCUAUCGUUCUGGACGUGGUUCAAUGUGUUUACAAACGGGGUGUACCUGUCGCUGAUAAUAUUGACGAUUCCGCUCGCGUUCGACGUCGGCGGACAAGAAUGCGGGCUCGCGUUCACACUCACGCUGGCCGUGUUUUAUUUCUCGAUGGCCACGAUCAGGCUGCUGGGCCGCAACACACAGUUUAGCACGAUUACGCAUAUCGUGUAUUAUUCGCAGCACGUGAUCAUACCUUCGUUGUUUAUAAUGUUUCUGAAUAUCUAUUCAGACUCUGAGCAUACGUACGCGGUGUGGAGCAGGAUCUUGAUUCCGUGGCGGUACUUUUUGGAGAACGCGACAGCGGGGUUUACGAUCCUUGAAGGAUUCUGCACGCUUCUCGUGAUCCAGGCGGCGGGCCAGAUCAGCAGGUAUCUGGUGAAGCGCAACUCUGAUCUGUGGACGAUUAUUUUGCUUGUGGCGGCAGCGAAUAUCGUGACAUGUGCAUUGUAUUUCUUGUACAGGAUCUACACGUUCCCGAUCACGAUCGGGUCCGUUAACGCGACGAUGAUCGGGGCGAUGUUGACAUGUACGAUAUUCCUGGGCGGGUACGGGAUUGUGUCGCGGAGGGGCAACUUGAUUGAGUCGAGCUUGCUGUUUGGGUAUAUGGUGUUUUGUCUAUACGAGACGUUUACGGAUUUCCAUCCGAAUCAGACGGAGGAGGGUAGUGGGAGCAGCGCGAGCAGUAUUAGCUCGGGAGGAUCAAAGACCGAGUUUCCGCCGUUUCCGCCAAUAAUAAUGGAGAGCUAUGCGACGAUUGUUGCUUCACUGGCGUCGACAGUGCCGUCGAGUUUCGCGACUACGUUUGAAUUUAUACUGGCGGCGAUGUCGACGAUCACGCCGUCGAUUGUGGUGUCGCUGAUGUAUCGGUUGCUGGUGUUGUUUGCGACGACGCAGAUCAUUCCAGCGCUGCGAGAGACGGGGGAUGAGCGCGGGCCGGUGCCGAGGAGUAGGAGUAGUAGUGCGACGAGAGAAGGCGCGGGUGCGGGCGAGGGAGUAUCAGACGGAGCAGUCGGAGCAGAGGGAGCCAGAGCAGAGGGAGAUGGAGCAGAGAGUAUAAAACAGGAAGAGCAGGAAGACGGGGAAGGAGCAUCUACGGGCCAGCUGUUUGUGCGGGCAUACGCCCCCUGCGUGCUGAUAGCAGUCUACUCGCACCUGCUGAUGCAGCACUUUGGGUAUCUACGGUCGACGACUACGGUGGGCGGGUUCGAGAUCGCGACGUGGCAGCUGUGGUCGUGGGUGAACAGCGGGGUGACGCUCGCGCUGUACGCGUCCGAGAUGAUGUACGGGAAGGAGUCGCGGGGGGAGAGCCUUGCGCGGCACUGGAAGAUGGAGUGAUUACAUAAGACGAAUGAUUAAUCUUACAUAAGAUCUUACAUCACAGAAACGCGUUGAGUACGCGCCUCAGGGUUCAGACAAGAAGCAAGCGAGCCCGAGCGCUGCGGCGGCGCCGAGUCUGACGAUUGGAAUGUGGCUCCGGCGCAGAGCAGAGACGUUAAGAGAUCCGCAGAGGGAAAUAAGAGGAGGAGGAGGAGGAGGAGGAAGCAGAGGCCUGGUUCGAUUGAACGAGAUGCGAUCAGAUGGAGAUGUGAAGAUAGAAAGAUGUGAGGAUGGAGGAUAUGAAGAGUGUUGCUGGGAUAUCAGAUAUCAGAUAUACCCCAGCCGACUAUCCUUCUAUGCCGCUGGCAGACAUGUAAUAACACACAACGCAAUACAAUAAAUACAAUAAAUACAAUAAAUACAA
Messenger RNA from Myxozyma melibiosi, 2252 nucleotides. RefSeq lists its product as uncharacterized. NCBI's taxonomy places the organism in Eukaryota, Fungi, Ascomycota, Lipomycetes, Lipomycetales, Lipomycetaceae. The transcript is spliced from 2 exons. Gene Ontology annotation, cellular component: endoplasmic reticulum membrane; perinuclear endoplasmic reticulum; cortical endoplasmic reticulum. The record is from RefSeq and is a predicted model, not a curated record. Bases 461 to 1846 code for a protein of 461 amino acids. Gene Ontology annotation, biological process: endoplasmic reticulum inheritance.